AUGUUUGGACAACAACCGAUUUUAGUUUUGAGCCAAAAUACCAAACGUGAUUCCGGUCGGAAGGUUCAAUUGGAGAAUAUUAAUGCUGGAAAAACGAUAGCGGACGUUAUUCGAACAUGCCUUGGACCGCAAGCAAUGUUAAAAAUGCUAAUGGACCCGAUGGGUGGUAUAGUAAUGACAAAUGACGGUAACGCAAUUCUAAGAGAAAUUACUGUACAACACCCAGCAGCGAAGUCUAUGAUAGAAAUUGCCAGAACACAAGACGAAGAGGUUGGUGAUGGCACUACAUCAGUCAUAGUUUUGACUGGUGAAAUGCUAGCCGUAGCUGAACCAUUCCUUACCCAAAACAUUCAUCCUACCGUGAUUAUCAGGGAGUACCGUCAGGCUUUGGAAGAUGCUAUUAAAUUGCUUCAAGAAAAAAUUUCUAUUCCAAUUGAUUUAAAUGAUAAGGAUAAGUUGAAGGAAGUUAUUCGAUCUUGCAUAGGAACAAAAUACAUUGGCCGUUGGGCUGAUGUAGCAGUUGAUAUUGCUCUUGAUGCGGUCAACACAGUCACAAUUGUUGAAAAUGGGAGAGUUGAAGUUGAUAUUAAGAAUUAUGCAAAAGUGGAAAAAGUACCAGGAGGCACAAUUGAAGAAUCACGCGUGUUGAAUGGAGUAAUGUUUAAUAAAGAUGUCACCCAUCCAAAGAUGCGUCGUUACAUCGAAAAUCCGCGUAUUGUCUUACUUGAUUGUUCUUUAGAAUAUAACAAAGGCGAGAGUCAAACAAAUGUUGAAGUAUUUGGUGAACAGGAUUUCACAAAGCUGUUACAGCUGGAAGAAGAGUUUGUACAGCGUCAAUGUGAAGAUAUCAUUGCAUUGAAGCCUGAUGUUGUGUUCACUGAAAAGGGUGUCUCUGAUUUGGCACAGCAUUAUCUUGUCAAGGCUGGCAUCACUGCUAUCCGCCGGUUACGUAAAACAGACAACAAUCGCCUUGCGCGUGCCUGUGGUGCGACCAUAGUUAACCGCACAGAAGAGCUAAGAGAGUCCGAUGUUGGCACAGGGGCUGGCAAGUUUGAAGUGAAAAAGAUUGGCGACGAAUACUUCACAUUUGUAACACAGUGUAAAAACCCUAAGGCCUGCACAAUUCUUCUUCGUGGUGCUUCCAAAGAUGUAUUAAAUGAGAUUGAGAGGAAUCUUCAAGAUGCACUACAUGUGGCUAAGAAUUUGGUACUGAACCCAAGACUAGUGGCGGGUGGUGGCGCGGUGGAGAUGGCCCUGUCAGCAGCUCUCACUGCAAAUUCCACACACAACACUCCUUACCGUGCUGUGGCACAAGCUUUAGAGAUAAUCCCGCGCACGCUGGCCCAGAACUGCGGCGCGAACACCAUCCGCACGCUGACGGCGCUGAGGGCGCGCCACUCGGCCGGCGUGAGCACGGCCGGCAUCGACGGCGAGACGGGCGAGAUCGUGGACAUGGCCGCCAAGGCCAUCUGGGAGCCGCUCGCCGUCAAGAUGCAGAUCUACAAAACGGCGGUAGAAACCGCGAUCCUGCUGCUCAGGAUCGACGAUAUCGUCUCCGGCUCCAAGAAGAAGACGGACAAGGAGCCAACUGCCCCGGCCAACAUGGCCGCUGGCCAGGAG
Molecule: messenger RNA, 1620 nt
Organism: Iphiclides podalirius (scarce swallowtail)
Lineage: Eukaryota; Metazoa; Arthropoda; Insecta; Lepidoptera; Papilionidae
Source: the annotation of a GenBank genome assembly